Molecule: messenger RNA, 1179 nt
Organism: Acanthosepion pharaonis
Lineage: Eukaryota; Metazoa; Mollusca; Cephalopoda; Sepiida; Sepiidae
Source: the annotation of a GenBank genome assembly
AUGCACUGUCUUUCCUUCGUAACUGUCUAUUUUCCUUUCCAGUUGAUUUCUUCAAACUUUCUUACACUCACGCGGACGGCUUCCGUCUCCACGCCACGCCCAUACCCUACCUGUUUUUACUUACAUUUCUUUCAAUAUCGACAAUAUAAAUGCAAAUGCCGGUUGCUUAAGUGCGGGCACACUCUUUAUAAACUACUGGCCGGGUCGCCCGGGAUGAGCGGCCUACCAUUUUUCAGUGGCUUUCUGUGCGCAAAGACAAUAGAAAAUAAAGACGACUUAAAUCCUGUCUGUCUAUCUCCUUCUAUUCCUAUCUAUCUAUCUAUCUAUCUAUCUAUCUAUCUAUCUAUCCCAAUGUGUUCCUAUUUACCUAUCUAUAUAUCUUGGUCUGUUUCUCUCUAUCUAUGUAUCUGUCUAAGUCUAUUCUUAUCUAUCUAUCUAUCUAUCUAUCUAUCUAUCUAUCUAUCUAUAUCAGUCUAUUCCUAUCUAUCUAUCUAUCUAUCUAUCUAUCUAUCUAUCUAUCUAUCUAUGUAUUUCAGUCUAUUCCCAUCUAUCUAUCUAUCUAUCUAUCUAUCUAUCUAUCCAAGUUCGUUACUACUUACCUAUCUAUUUAUUUAUCUAUCUAAGUCUGUUACUGCUUAUCUAUCUAUCUAUCUAUCUAUUUAUCUAUCUAUCUCAAUCUGUUUCUAUCUAUCUAUCUAUCUAUCUAUCUAUCUAUCUAUCUAUCUAUCUAUCUCAGUAUUCCCAUCUAUCUAUAUCAGCCUAUUCCCAUCUAUCUAUCUAUCUAUCUAUCUAUCUAUCUAUCUAUCUAUCUAUCUAUCUAAGUCUGUUACUACUUAUCUAUCUAUCUAUCUAUCUAUCUAUCUAUCUAUCUAUCUAUCUAUCUCAGUCUAUUCCUAUCUAUCUAUCUAUUUAUCUAUCUAUAAUCCUACCCCUUUAGAGCUUCAGAAUAUUCCUCUCUCAGUUCACGUUAACUUGAUUCUUUGUAUUACUUCGCAUUUUUCUUACCCUUUAAUUAUAUACAUAUUUCUUUCUUUCUUUCUUUCUUUCUUUCUUUCUUUCUUUCUUUUGUCGCUUACAAUUUUGUCCUUUACCUGUUGCCUGUUUUUACUUUCCCGCUUCUAUGUCUAUUUUUAUAGAAUUUUGUCCUGGUCUUUUCAUUGGCUUGGCUCCGUAUUAUAG